AUUGUAAGCAUUUGUUUAUAUUAGUAGUUGUAUUUGAAAAAUGUUAAUUAAAUGACAACUAAAAUGUUUGUGUCAUUGGUUGUGGUGUUAGUUAUAGUCAUAAUUAGUGAUCAAUUACUGUGUGAUCGACAAUAUGUUCACAACAAUCAAGAGAUAGAGUUGACUAAAGUGGUAGUCAUUGAUCCCAAACACUGUAAUACCAGUCAUGAUAUGGUUGUCGUUAUUUAUAGUGCCGGUCGAUCUACGGGUAAAUACUUUAAUUAUAGACAAGAACUGAGAUCGGGUUGGGUAGGAGUCAUGAAAAGUCAUAAAAUUAGUGUCUGGUUUGCACUCGCACUCAAUAACAACCAAACGGUUAAUGAAGAGUUGAUGAUAGAGUCGGAUACCUAUCAGGAUAUCAUUCAGUUUGGUUUUGUCGACAACUACUAUAACUUGACACUCAAAGCCAUUGCUAUUCAACGAUGGCUUCACAGGUACUGUCAGUCAGUAAAAUAUAUGCUGAAAACAGAUGACGACGUCUUCGUUAAUGUCGACCUACUUGUGAAAGUGUUGGCCGACUUUAAGACAGGUAUUAGUGGUAUACUAUUCAAAAAUAAACCGGUAUUCAGAGAAGUUGGACACAAGUGGUAUAUACCGAAACAGUACUAUUCGCCCGAUAUUUAUCCCGAUUAUCUGUCCGGUCCGGCAAUGAUUGCCGAUAAUGUGACCAGAAAUCAAUUGCUUCGGGCAGUCGACUCAUACAAAGCAAUAGCCGGAAAUUAUAUGUUGGACAUCGACGAUGCAUUACUAACCGGUAUUAUUGCCAACUAUGCUAAUAUUGAGCGUCACCAUAGUUAUCAUUUUGCAUAUGACAACUGUUUACUAAUACCCUGUUUGCAUACCGUUCCCAUACAUUUUGAGUGUCAUCAGCGAUCAAAAACAUGGCACGACUUUUUGGAUAUGUCAAUGAAUACCAGUGCCUACUGUAGUCAUACCGUAUCCUCAAUAGUUGCCUACAGACUAAGCCAUCAU
This is a messenger RNA of Oppia nitens, 1011 nucleotides long. RefSeq names its product beta-1,3-galactosyltransferase 1-like. Gene Ontology annotation, cellular component: membrane. The transcript has a single exon. The annotation marks the transcript as partial. NCBI's taxonomy places the organism in Eukaryota, Metazoa, Arthropoda, Arachnida, Sarcoptiformes, Oppiidae. Gene Ontology annotation, molecular function: hexosyltransferase activity. The record is from RefSeq and is a predicted model, not a curated record.